This is a messenger RNA of Aspergillus eucalypticola CBS 122712, 606 nucleotides long. RefSeq lists its product as uncharacterized. The coding region runs from base 144 to 431 and encodes 95 amino acids. The transcript has 3 exons. Lineage: Eukaryota; Fungi; Ascomycota; Eurotiomycetes; Eurotiales; Aspergillaceae. The record is from RefSeq and is a predicted model, not a curated record.
UACCGCUCCUUGUCACACAUAUGUAUCCUACUAUCCAAUACUUCAUGCGUCUUCAAGCCCAAAUCUCCUAUCGUGUUCUAAGCCCAGACAAGGGGAGUAUUCGUUGGGGGACACUUUAAGCCGUUGGGGUGAAGGAAGGCAUCAUGGAACAUCAGGGCCUAGUAGGAGUCCAACGCGAGAGGGGGUUGAGUCUACUGAGAACUCUAUCUUCUCCGGAUGCUUCCAUGCCUGGGCUCGCACAUCUCGACCGUCCCCGCCGCCCGAUGAUGAGUGCGGGCAUCAUUACCGACUGUGGUCCUCUUUGCUUGUCAGUUAUCCGUUAUGGCACUGCCUCCGAUCACAGUAGGAGCCAUGGAACUGCAACCACAUCCAGGAAGUGUCACCCUAUCCUGAUUCCUUGCCAUGUGAGUUAUCGGUGGAUAAAUGAGUAGAGUCUGUCAAUCCAUGGUGACAAUUGGUGGUCACGCACUAUCCCAUGUUACCCCACGUGCUGGCUGCAGUGGACUCCAGUAAGCCCCCGAUUCAGAGUCCGCUUUCAUGAUUACAAAGAACCAAGGCAACAUUCGCGGGCUCUUUCAGCACAUUGUUGUUAAUCUGCAGGCCCUC